AUGUCCUCACCCGCGCCCUCAAGACCGUCCUCGAGCGAAGAUAUCGUUGCACAAAAAUAUGACCGCUGCAUCGCGGACCUGCUCGUAAAGACAGGGAUUGGCUUUGGCGCAGGUGUCGUCGCGUCCGUCAUCCUCUUCCGCCGACGAACAUGGCCCAUCGCGCUCUCCACCGGCUUCGGCGCAGGCGCCGCCUAUGCGGACUGUGAUCGCUCUUUUAACCCGGCUAGGAUCGCGGGCGUGAGGGUCGUUUCGGAGGUUCCGAAGUAG
Molecule: messenger RNA, 267 nt
Organism: Stereum hirsutum FP-91666 SS1
Lineage: Eukaryota; Fungi; Basidiomycota; Agaricomycetes; Russulales; Stereaceae
Product: DUF543-domain-containing protein
Exons: 5
Coding region: 1-267 (88 amino acids)
Cellular component (GO): MICOS complex; mitochondrion; mitochondrial inner membrane
Source: RefSeq, a predicted model, not a curated record